AUGGGUUUGAAAAUCACGGGGCUAGAACCGUUAAACCCAUUCCCCAUGGAUUUUUUCUCACUAAGCACAACUAACGUAAGCUUCUCUAAGCAAUUGAUGCAUUAAAAACGUUUUCUCUCGCGUUACACGUGCAGGGUAAAAUUUCCCGCAAAUGACGAUUUUCCAGGGACGAAGUUGGUCAUCUUUGAAGCUUCAUAAAAACCGCUGUGUCAAGCCCUACUAUACAAAACAUAUAUCAAUAGAUAGCGUUUUGAAUGCUCUUUCAGAGGAUCUCAAAAGAAAUUUUUAAACCUUACUGCAACCUGUAAAAAAUGCAAAACAAAAAAACGGCGGAGUCAUACUUCUAGACCUAAUAAAUAUUCUGAUCUUGUCCUAAAUUGUGAAAAUUGAUUGUCUGGCAAUCUUAAUUAAUAAUUUCCCGGAGUCAUUAUAAAAAUGACAAAGAUCGGUAACUGCCACUUCAUCAAUCAUGCGCUUCGUCCUCUUCAUCCUCUCCCUUGUCGCUUUUGUUUCUGCGGGUUCCAAAAAGGAUACUAUACUUAUCUGCCAAGGAGUUCCAAAAGCAAGCCAAGGAAAAAGGCAAUAAUAAGAAAAAAUUUUAGAAACUUGAAUGUAGCGACGACAUCGCCCACAAAAGGCUCUAGGAAGCGGCAACUGCUGCCGGAUACAAAGUCGGCGCCAAAGGUGUUCAAAAACGCUCUUUAGCCAUCGUCAAAGAUGUAAGUCAAUAUAACAACAAUCAUUGUACCUUUAUUCUCAGGUUGAACGCAUUGGAAAACAGACGGGGGUAAGCGUCGACGAGGACAUCGCCUGUUUCAGAAAAGUGCUCUGCUCCAUGAACUUCAAGGAAAAUCCAUUCCCGUUGUUGAUGAGCAAGACCUUGGAUAUCAUCUUGAACUUGAAGUCAGGGAAGAAAAUCGAACACAACGAAUACGUUAAGCUCUACGACGAAGUCAAACUUUUGACAGACCUUGGCGACGACUUCACGAAGGUCGGAAAGCAAUAAAUAUAAAGUUCUGUUAUACAUCCAUGGCGUUAAUGUAGGGUUUAAUAAAGAUUUGGUUCAGUGACAUGUAGUUUAGUAUUAAAGAGGUGCUUGGUCACUCAAACAAUCAACCGCAUCGAAUAUUUGUUGUCUGUAUAUUAUGAUUGAGCUAGUGGGAAAUCCGCGAUUGUGCCGUCCAAAACAACUUUUCCCACACUGAACGUCGUCAAUUGGGGAACUGAAAAUACGGGAUUGGUCCAUAAUGGGUCGAUGCCACUGCAAGCGUAAAUGGCUCAAAAAAUGCAGAGCAAGAUCCGCCGCGGUCUACUGAGACCGGAAACCCACCCCGCGUUUUAACUGUAACAUUGUUAAGAAUGAUGUAAUAUUGGAAAAUUUGAUUGUAAGCAUAAAAGUGUAAUUUUGUAAGAAUAUCUGUAUAUGACAUUCGAACGGACUCUCGGAUUAUGCCCAUUAUGAUGACAAUCUGCACAUUAUGGACCACCGUUGCCGUAUUUUUCCGUUUCCCCAAUUGUGAAUCUCCGUUCCCACACAUUACCAUCUUCGAUUAUUUGUUAUGCAGUGGAUCUCAUGGGACCUCGUUGACCCCUUGCAAGUUGGGCUUUCACAUCACUGUAAAAGACAAUAAAAUUUAAUUUCAAGCAGAUAUUAAUAUAUGUUUUAUUGCUUCGUGAAUGCUUACUUGGGCUAUUUAAACGGUCAGGCGCCCGACUUCACCAUCAAAAGCGGUGACCUGGCCAAGAUGCGAUUACUACUCUGUCUAGCCAUUGCUGCCAGUGUCGCAGCCGAGUUCGAAAUCGCUGAUUGUGAACUCUGCACCAAGGAUGAUGUCUACGACAAGUUAUUGGCGAUCACCCGAGAUGGUGGAUAUGAUUUUAGCCGUGCCGAUGUGCAAAAGAGAGUUGAUUUCUUGGAUGAUGAGGUGUUGCAGUCUUUCUGUUAUAGCCAAUAAAUUAAAUUUAGGCUCUUCGCCUUGGCAAACGUCACCGAGUUGACGUCCGCCGGGCUGUCCAUUCCGUCCACCGCGCUAUCUGCUCGGUCGACGGCAACGAUCUGAGAGGAGAUUCUUUGCUUCGAGUCAUCAAGAAAAUCAAACUAGUUCGCGAUCUGCUCAGGAAACAUGGAGCAAAUCAACAUGAGCUUACUGUCCUUUACGAAGACAUCUUCCUGCUCAGGACUAUUCAUAAAGUAAGAUUUGCUUUUUCCUAAAAUUUGAAAUCUGUUUGUAGUCGUCCAGUUUUAUGGAAGAGCAAGAAAUCCUUAAAGAAAGCAAACUUGAUCCGUCAGUGGUGCGUAGGGUGCUUGUUUACACAUUUGAAGUUGGCAAAAAGGUCAAUUACAACGCCGUCGAGGAGAUCAGAAGUUUCUAUAGGACCAUCACAAGCAAGACUUCCAGCAAGGACGUGAGUUUUUAAUUUCUCUUAAGCCCAAAUCAGAUAUAUGCAAAGCCGACACAACACUUUUCAGAGCAUUCGUGAAGGCCACAAACUACUCAUAGAAACUUUGAAGAAGCACGGAGUCAAGGAAGAAGAUUUAGGCUACCUGAACGAUGCUUUCGCCAACUUUGCCGGAGGCCAGGUUAGCUGGUCGCAUGAACACAGCGAGACUUAUAGUGUUGUGAAACACAAAAGUGUCAGGCGUCACUAA
Bursaphelenchus xylophilus (pine wood nematode) is the source of this 2650-nucleotide messenger RNA. The record is from the annotation of a GenBank genome assembly. NCBI's taxonomy places the organism in Eukaryota, Metazoa, Nematoda, Chromadorea, Rhabditida, Aphelenchoididae.